Molecule: messenger RNA, 1288 nt
Organism: Sclerotinia trifoliorum
Lineage: Eukaryota; Fungi; Ascomycota; Leotiomycetes; Helotiales; Sclerotiniaceae
Source: the annotation of a GenBank genome assembly
AAGUGGAAUCUUGAACAUAUUUCAUGAAUAACUUCCUUUAGUCUGUCGGUCGAUCUUGAAUUUUGAAGUUAGCUUUUGAUUUCGUUUCUUGAAAAGAAAUACUAGGACUUUUUGAAUCUUUGAGUAAAUUCGCAAUCUGCUAGAUAGAUCGACGCAGCAAAUUAAUCGGAUAUGAUUACUAUUAACCUCGUCCUCCUUUUCUCCUUCCUCUCCUCCCUCGUAUCCGCUCACUUCUCCCUCGAAUAUCCCCCUUCGCGCGGCAAUUCCUUCCUCCCACCUGCUUCCCAAUGGAUCUAUCCAUGUACGUAGGACCACUGGUAUAUCUCCACCAUCUCUCCACAAAUACUAAACCUCAUUUCCAGGUGCAAACAUAAACACCACGGAGAAUCGUACUCUCUACCCCACUAGUUCCUUCCCCAUUGGCCUCAACUUACAUCAUCACUGGACAUAUAUAUUCGUAAAUCUCGGUAUAUCCCCUCAUCCCUUCCCUUCCUCAUUCUCCGCCCAAAAACUAAUACCCCCUAGCACUCGGCACAAAUGGCUCCUCCAACUUCAAUAUCUCGCUUACUCCUGCACCCCUAAAUGCCACUGGAUCAGGACACCUCUGUCUCUCCGACUUCGAUUUACCCUCUGAAAUUAAACUCGAAGAUGGAUUAAAUGCCACAGUGCAGGUAGUUACUGUCGGAGAAAGUGGUAGUGCGCUUUACAAUGUAAGAGACCCCUUUCUUUUCGAUUUUUCUUUUCCUACUUCUCUCAUUCAUUCAUUCUUUCUUUCUUUCUCAUUUAUUUCCCCCAAAUUCAACCAAGAAGGGAAAUAUGAGAGCAGAAAAAAGAAACUAGAGAAUCAAACAAAGAAGAAUAAGACUAACACAAGAAAAACAGUGCGCAGAUAUAACCUUCUCCAGUAACACCACCGCCCUGCACGCUUCGGACAAUUCAACUCAAUGUCCCACCAGUCCUAAUAUCACAGUCACCAAACUUUCCGAUAAAUCAACCUGUCCAACUGAGUCUAGUUCCACAACUACUUCUUCUGCUCGCGCCAGCUCUAGCACUUCGAGUGGAACGAAGAAUUCUGGUAUUUCUUUGAGCGCUACUUUGGUAUUAAUGAGUGCUUUGGGAGUUGCCAGACUGUUAGUUAUUUAGUCGUUUAGAUGAGGACCUUCGGGGAAAAAGGAAGGGAUGGGAGAUUGGGAGAUAAUAUGGUGAAGAAGCGAAAUGGUAAUGAUUCGUAGGAGUAUUCAGAUAUGAAAUUUUAAAUUCUGGUGUGGAAAAACAAGCAUGGAGUUAA